Messenger RNA from Sinocyclocheilus anshuiensis, 4323 nucleotides. RefSeq names its product protocadherin 9 (gene pcdh9). Gene Ontology annotation, biological process: homophilic cell-cell adhesion. Gene Ontology annotation, molecular function: calcium ion binding. The transcript is spliced from 5 exons. The coding region runs from base 607 to 4323 and encodes 1238 amino acids. The record is from RefSeq and is a predicted model, not a curated record. Gene Ontology annotation, cellular component: plasma membrane. NCBI's taxonomy places the organism in Eukaryota, Metazoa, Chordata, Actinopteri, Cypriniformes, Cyprinidae.
GACAGAAGCCGUGGAUUUUGUUCUGACUUAGGACUGAGAGGGGAAUGAUCUGAUCGCAUUCGUACUUGACUCUUUUUUUCUCUGACGGGAUAGUUUAUGUUGAUAUUCGAGCAGAACAGGUGUGUUUCAUAAGGGCUCCUCCGGGAAAUGCGGAAUGACGGUACGGGACCGUUAACGCGCGCGUGGAUCACCUGAUUCAUGACCGGUACCGCAGACCGCACGCUGAUCUGCCGGGGAAAGUUCAUAAAGAUUGUCUGAUUGAUUGCUGUGAAAUCAACAUUUCCCCCCAAAACCAGCUGUGCUUUGAGUUGGAUUUUUUUUCCCACGACUAAAAUACUUUCACUGACCUAGUCCUCAAAGCAGUGAUCAAUACGGAUAUCCUGAUAUUAUACUGGAGUCAGAUUGUUUUUCUGACUGGUCGAAGGGAUUUGUCACUGUGUGCGCGAAUUGGUAACCUCCGUAUGAGCGAGCUCACAGAGAACCGAGGGUCGUGUUUGGCUGCUCUUUAUCUACAAAUGUUAGGCUCUGUGAAACCUUGGCUCUGACAACACCAUAUGGAGACAAAUGUUUGAAUUAAAGCAGCAGGAACACGCGUGAACUGCUGUCAUGGAUUUAAGGGAUUUUUUCUUGUUGACAACAUUAGUUGCUUGUUUCUGGUUAGAUCCCACCAUAGCCCAAGAGCUCAUUUACCCUAUUCGAGAAGAGCUACAGGAGAAUGUUCUUAUUGGAAACAUUCCAAAGGACUUGAACAUCUCCCAUAUGAACUCUGCCACCGCGGCUACCAGUAAUCUGGUUUACCGGCUUGUGUCGAAAGCAGGUGACACCCCACUACUUAGAGUGAUGAGCAAUACAGGAGAAAUAUUUACCACCUCCAACCGUAUCGACAGGGAGAAACUCUGUCCAGGCUCCUCUUUUGAAGACAGCGAGUGUUCCUUUGAAAUUGAGGUGGUCAUUUUGCCCAAUGACUAUUUCAGAUUAAUCAAAAUUAAAAUCAUGGUGAAAGACACCAAUGACAAUGCCCCCAUGUUCCCCUCGCCUGUGAUCAACAUUUCAAUUCCGGAAAACACACUCAUCAACAGCCGCUUUGCUAUUCCCUCUGCCACUGAUCCAGAUACCGGACCCAACAGCGUACACAAAUACGAGCUGUUGAACGGGCAGAGCGCCUUCGGUUUGGAUAUUGUGGAGACACCAGAGGGUGAGAAAUGGCCUCAGCUUAUCGUUCAGCAGAAUUUAGAUAGAGAACAGAAAGAUACUUAUGUGAUGAAAGUCAAAGUGGAGGAUGGGGGGAACCCACAGAAAUCCAGCACUGCCAUUCUACAGGUGACUGUCACUGAUGUUAAUGAUAACCGGCCUGUCUUCAAAGAAAGCCAAAUUGAGGUCCACAUCCCAGAAAAUUCUCCCGUCGGCACAUCUGUAGUUCAGCUGCAAGCCACUGAUGCAGACGUGGGUGCCAAUGCAGAAAUAAAGUACAUGUUUGGGGCCCAGGUGUCUCCAGCGACACGGAGACUUUUUGCUCUGAACUCCACCACUGGGCUCAUAACAGUUCAAAGGCCGCUUGAUAGAGAGGAGACUGCCAUUCAUAAACUCACAGUACUAGCCAGCGAUGGAAGCUCGAGUCCAGCAAGAGCCACCAUCACUAUCAAUGUGACUGAUGUGAAUGACAAUGCUCCAAACAUUGACCUGAGAUACAUCAUCAGUCCAACUAAUGGUACUGUAAUGCUUUCUGAAAAAGAUCCAAUUAACACCAAGAUUGCCCUCAUUACUGUAUCUGACAAAGACACAGACGUCAACGGCAAGGUGAUUUGCUUCAUUGAAAAAGAUGUUCCAUUUCACCUCAAAGCAGUUUAUGAUAACCAGUAUUUGUUAGAAACAUCUGCACUGCUUGAUUAUGAAGGAACCAAGGAGUACAUCUUCAAGAUUGUUGCUUCUGACUCUGGAAAACCUAGUCUGAACCAGACCGCCCUGGUUAGAGUACGGCUGGAGGAUGAGAAUGACAAUCCACCCAUUUUCACCCAGCCUGUCAUUGAGCUGGCUCUCAUGGAGAACAACCAACGUGACAUGUUCCUGACAACCAUCAGUGCCACAGAUGAGGACAGUGGACGGAAUGCAGAGAUUGUCUACCAGCUUGGACCCAACGCAUCAUUUUUUGAUCUUGACCGCAAAACAGGAGUGCUAACCGCAUCCAGGGUGUUUGAUAGGGAGGAACAAGAGCGGUUCCUCUUUACGGUCACCGCUAGGGACAAUGGCACCAGGGCUCUGCAGAAUCAAGCUGCAGUCAUAGUGACCAUACUGGACGAGAAUGACAAUAGCCCUAAAUUUACACACAACCACUUUCAGUUCUUUGUGUCAGAGAAUCUGCCUAAAUAUAGUACAGUUGGAGUAAUCACAGUCACAGAUGCAGAUGCUGGUGAGAAUGCCGUGGUGAGACUCUCAAUCCUUAACGAUAAUGAGAACUUCAUCCUUGACCCAGAUUCUGGAGUCAUAAAGUCCAAUGUAUCCUUUGACCGAGAGCAGCAAAGCUCCUACACCUUUGACGUCAGAGCUGUGGACAAUGGAAGCCCUCCAUGUUCGUCAGCUGCCAAGGUGACCAUCAAUGUCAUUGAUGUCAAUGAUAACCCCCCCAUCGUCAUCUACCCACCAUCAAACACCUCUUUCAAACUAGUGCCACUGUCUGCGAUUCCGGGAUCGGUUGUGGCCGAGGUGUUUGCAGUAGAUGGCGAUACGGGUAUGAAUGCAGAGCUCAAGUACACUAUUGUGAGUGGCAACACAAGAAGUCUUUUCAGAAUUGACCCUGUAACAGGAAACAUCACGUUAGAGGAGAAACCCACGGUGGCAGACAUUGGCCUCCACAGGCUUGUGGUCAACAUCAGUGACCUAGGCUAUCCAAAGUCCCUGCACACUCUUGUCCUAGUUUUCCUGUACGUAAACGACACGGUUGGAAAUUCCUCAUACAUACAUGACCUCAUACGUCGGACAAUGGAAACGCCACUGGAUAGGAACAUUGGCGAGAGCAGUGAGACUUAUCAGAAUGUUGACAACCUAAAAACCAUCAUUGCCAUUGUGACAGGUGCUAUGGUAGUGAUUGUGGUCAUCUUCAUAACAGUUCUGGUGCGCUGCCGAAAUGCCUCUCAGUUCAAGGCGGCUCAGAGAAAGAAGCAGGGUACCGAGUGGAUGUCCCCCAACCAGGAGAACAAGCAAAACAAGAAGAAGAAGCGCAAAAAGAGGAAGUCGCCAAAGAGCUCCCUCUUGAACUUUGUCACCAUCGAGGAGAACAAACCCGACGACUCUGCCCACGAACCCAUAAACGGAACUAUCAGUCUCCCGGCUGAGCUCGAGGAGCCCGGGAUUGGACGCUUUGAUUGGAAUGCCACCCCUACUACCACCUUCAAACCCAGCAGCCCAGACUUGGCCCGGCACUACAAGUCCGCUUCACCCCAGUCGGCCUUCCACCUCAAAGCUGACACUCCGGUGUCUGUGAAAAAGCAUCAUGUGAUACAGGAGCUGCCACUGGACAAUACCUUUGUUGGGGGCUGUGACACGCUUUCCAAACGUUCCUCCACCAGCUCCGAUCACUUCAGUGCCUCAGAAUGCAGUUCACAAGGAGGCUUCAAGUCAAAGGGGGCACCUUUGCACACCAGACAGGGAACGCUUACCCGCGCCCGCACCGAACUGAACCCCGACUAUCUGGACCUUCGCUCUGGAGCCGAGCUGAACCCAGAGUACUGGACGCCCUGCACUCCUCUAUCGCAGCGGCGCGUCACGUUUCACCUGCCGGACGGGUCUCAGGAAAGCUGCAGUGACAGUGGGCUGGGGGACCAUGAGCCUGUGGGAAGUGGGCUGCUCCUCUCACACCCUCUUCCUCUGGUGCAGGCGCAGGAUGAGUUCUACGAGCAGGCCUCUCAGGACAAGAGGACCGAAGCGGACGGCAACUCGGACCCCAACUCUGAUGGACCUCUAGGACCAAGAGGCUUAGUGGAGGCCACAGAGAUGUGCACCCAAGAGUGUCUGGUGUUGGGCCACUCUGACAACUGUUGGAUGCCGCCGAGCCUGAGCUCGUACCCUUCGCCCAAGUCCCCUGUUUCUUCUUUCAGCAACCAAAAGGAAUGGUCUAAAGAGAGACUGCUAAAUGGCCACACCCUGACCCGCAGUUGGAAAGGUGAGCGCGGAAGCCAGGAGCAGUUUGGGGACAGGAAGACCUUCGGGAGCUCGGAGGGACAUUUUGGCAGUGGCGGCGGUGGUCACAUGGCCGACAUCCCAUUGGCCAGCCUGAAAUCUUACCAGCCCGUCUCUGGCCCCGACAGUCCUAAAGAACAGCAGCUUUAA